AUGGCUCACGCCUCGGCUGCCACCGGCCAUACCAGCUGGCACGGUGCUGGGGCUGCUGAAUUUGACCUGCGUAGUGAUACCAUGACCAAGCCAACCCCGUCCAUGCUCAACGCGAUUUGCCAGACGACUCUUCUAGACGACGUCUUUAAUGAAGAUCCGACCACCAACGCACUACAAAAUUAUGUGGCCGAGAGGACCAAGCACGAAGAUGCUCUGUUGGUGCUAUCAGGAACCAUGGGUAACCAAGUGGCUAUCCGCUCCCACCUGGCUCAGCCUCCGCACUCGGUUCUGUGUGAUCACAGAUCUCACAUCAUCUGCUAUGAAGCAGGGGGCGUGAGUGCCUGGACCGGAGCUACUGUACAAACCAUUAUCCCCAAGAAUGGCAUCCACUUGACCCUUGAGGAUAUUCAGAAACAUGCGGUACUCGAUGAUAACAUCCAUCAUUGCCCGACGAAGUUGAUCAGCUUAGAGAACACCCUCGACGGCAUGAUCAUGCCCCUUAGUGAGGCGCGCCGCAUUGUGGCGUGGGCUCAUGCCAACGAUAUCAAGGUUCAUUUGGACGGUGCUCGGCUCUGGGAGGCAGUGGUUGCUGGGGCUGGCAGUCUGGCCGAGUACGCUAGUCUGUUUGACAGCGUGAGUUUGUGCUUCUCCAAGGGCCUGGGUGCCCCGAUCGGCAGCAUCCUUGUUGGUCCACAGGCAUUCAUCAAGAAAGCCCGUUGGUUCCGCAAGUCUAUCGGCGGUGGCGCUCGCCAGACGGGCGUCUUUGCUGCUGCUGCCCGGGUCGCCCUCGACGAAACCUUCGGCACAGACGACUACGGCAAAACCGGCAAGCUUUCUGCAACCCAUGCGAAGGCCAAGCAAAUUGCGGACCUUUGGACCAGUCGCGGAGGCAAGUUGCAGUACCCCGUGCACACUAACAUGAUCUGGCUCGAUCUGGAGGCGUCCGGGGUGGGACCCAAUGAUCUCACGGUCAUUGGACAGGAAAAAGGAUUAAGACUGCUUGGAGGCCGUGUCGUUGUUCAUUACCAGGUAUCGGACGAAGCGAUUGCGCGGCUGAGCCAGGUAUUCGACGUUGCCAUGAAGGGAGAAUACCAGCGGAGCGAAGACACGAGCAAGGCGUAUGGGAGCAGCAAGCCCUAG
Messenger RNA from Penicillium canariense, 1140 nucleotides. RefSeq names its product threonine aldolase GLY1. Gene Ontology annotation, molecular function: L-allo-threonine aldolase activity. NCBI's taxonomy places the organism in Eukaryota, Fungi, Ascomycota, Eurotiomycetes, Eurotiales, Aspergillaceae. Gene Ontology annotation, cellular component: cytosol. Gene Ontology annotation, biological process: glycine biosynthetic process; L-threonine catabolic process. The record is from RefSeq and is a predicted model, not a curated record. Bases 1 to 1140 code for a protein of 379 amino acids. The transcript has 3 exons.